AUGGAACAAGAGAAAAACUUGGUUAUUUGUCAUGGAUAUGGAGCUGGCUUAGGGUUCUUUUAUAGAAAUUUUCAAGACUUAUCACAACAAAAGGGCUGGCGUCUUUUCGCUAUUGACUGGUUAGGGAUGGGUAAUAGUUCAAGACCUAAAUGGACUAUCUCGAAAGCAUCUAAUCAAACUUGGGAUGAUAUUGUUCAAGUUGAGGAUCAUUUUGUUGAAUCAUUAGAAAGUUGGAGAACAAAAGUUGGUAUAGAUAAAAUGACUUUAAUGGGACACUCAUUAGGCGGUUACUUUGCUACCUGUUACGCUCUUAAAUACCCUGAACGUGUGCAAAAACUAAUUUUGGUUUCACCCGCUGGUAUACCUGAAAAUUCUCCACAAAAGCAACAUCAAAUUACAAAUAAUAAUAUAAAUCCACAGGAGGAGUUACAGAAGGAAGCGACAGAAAUUAGCGCUUCUUAUCAAGCAGAAGCUGCUGUGGCUGAACAAAAUGCAAAGUCAUUACCUGGAAAAGGACGUCAGAUACCUGCAUGGUUAACCUAUCUAUGGGAUAGAAAUGUGACGCCCAUGUCGAUCAUUCGUUGGAUAGGUCCUUUCGGUCCAAGUUUAGUAUAUAGUUAUGCAGCAAGACGAUUUGCACAUCUAGAUGAAUCUGAACAGCAUGAUCUUUAUGACUAUUUAUAUCACAUUACUUCAUCGAGUGGCUCUGGUGAGUUUGCAUUGGCAGCUAUAUUAGCCCCUGGAGCAUAUGCACGAAAACCUUUAUUUAAUCGAUUGUCAAAAUUAAAGAUGCCGACAGUCUUUAUUUAUGGUGAUCAUGAUUGGAUGGAUUAUAGGGCUGCUGAAAAAGCGAAACAGUAUAUGAAUGUACCUGUUAAAGUUAUACGUGUUUCAAAUGGGGGUCAUCAUAUGUAUUUAGAUAAUCCUAUAGAAUUUAAUUAUAUAAUUAGACAAGAAAUGCAAGAGAUAAGCGAAAAAUAA
Cokeromyces recurvatus is the source of this 981-nucleotide messenger RNA. RefSeq names its product Alpha/Beta hydrolase protein. Bases 1 to 981 code for a protein of 326 amino acids. The record is from RefSeq and is a predicted model, not a curated record. NCBI's taxonomy places the organism in Eukaryota, Fungi, Mucoromycota, Mucoromycetes, Mucorales, Mucoraceae. The transcript is spliced from 2 exons.